Molecule: messenger RNA, 432 nt
Organism: Helobdella robusta
Lineage: Eukaryota; Metazoa; Annelida; Clitellata; Rhynchobdellida; Glossiphoniidae
Exons: 2
Coding region: 1-432 (143 amino acids)
Source: RefSeq, a predicted model, not a curated record
AUGCUGCACCAGUCGCUUUAUUUCCAAUGUCAAGCGCAACCUAGUUAUAAAGAUGACUUCGUGCUGCACUGUGACAUCAGAUUCUGUGUCGUCAGUAUUGAUAUCAGCGGCAAAUUAAAUGUCCACACCUUUAAGAGUUUGGCUGCAAAGUGCACAUUGUUUGAACGAGAAGGUUCUCUCAUGACCACUAGGUACUAUAUCGAACAUUGUAAUUUGCUGCAGACGUUGAACUUUGGCAGUGGCCAGAACGUCUGUGAUAUUGAUGUGAAAAUUUCUACGCACCGCUGCCCUGCAUUACCUAAAAACUUUUCUAAAAAGGUCUUGACCAGGCAAGACAAAAAAGAGCGCGAAAUAAGGGGGGAGUGUAAAAAGGCGGGGGCAAAAAAAGACGCAUACAUAAAGGGCGCAAAACAAAAAAGGCGCGAGCUAUAA